AUGCAUAAAAGGAAGGAAGAAAAUGCAGAGGAUGUGUGUAUAUAUAUCUACAUGUUCAUAUUCAUUUUCCCAUAUCCAAAAUUUGCUUUUGCUCUUCUUGGAAAGAAAAAGAUGUGGGGAUUAUUUUGGCAUUAUCUAGUCCUCUGCCUCUUCUUCUUGCUCUUCCAUCUUCAAGUUAUUUCUUCAUCCUCUUUUAACUCUUCUUCUCCAUUACAGAAACUCUGCUCUCCUGAACAAAGCUCUGCCCUUCUCCGUUUCAAGAACACUUUUACCAUUAAUGAGUAUUCAAGUUCUUCUAAGACAGAUUCCUGGAAAGAGGGUAGUGAUUGCUGCACUUGGGAUGGGGUUACUUGUGAUAGGUUCACCGGUCAUGUGAUUGGACUUGACUUAAGUUCUUGUGGACUUAUUGGUCCUAUCAACGACAGUAGCAGCCUCUUCAACCUGCACCAUCUCCAGAAGCUCAAUCUAGCUGACAAUAUUUUCGAUCCAUCCACCAUCUCACCCAAGUUUGGUCAGUUCACCAAAUUGACACAUCUUAACCUUUCUUCAUCCAAUUUCUAUGGCCUAGUUCCAACCGAAAUCUUUCACUUAUCUAAGCUUGUUUUGCUUCACCUUUCUUCUGACUUUGAUUAUCUGAAACUGCGUCAACAAGGUUUUAAAAACCUCUUGCAAAACCUGACAGAACUAAGAUAUCUUCAUCUGGAGAAUGUCGACAUGUCUUCUGUUGCAGUUGGUUCUUUUGUAAACCUGUCUUCUUCUUUGAUAUCUCUGAGUCUUCAGAGUAAUUACAUGCAAGGCAAGUUUCCAAAUGAUCUUUUCCGAUUUCCAUUUCUCCAACUGCUCAGAUUGUCUGACAAUCAAAACAUAACGGUUAAUUUGCCAAAUUUCAACAGGAGCAAUCCUCUUAAAUUAUUGGAUCUCUCUUCCACAAACUUUUCAGGGAAAUUACCCGACACAAUCGGCAAUCUGAUGCACUUGAAUCAUUUGCGUCUAAGUGGAUGCAAAUUCCGAAGGGUCAAUUCCGCCGUCACUUGA
Molecule: messenger RNA, 1035 nt
Organism: Pistacia vera
Lineage: Eukaryota; Viridiplantae; Streptophyta; Magnoliopsida; Sapindales; Anacardiaceae
Product: receptor-like protein 6
Exons: 1
Coding region: 1-1035 (344 amino acids)
Molecular function (GO): protein binding
Source: RefSeq, a predicted model, not a curated record